This is a messenger RNA of Cariama cristata (Red-legged seriema), 1606 nucleotides long. RefSeq names its product glutamate receptor, ionotropic, N-methyl D-aspartate 2C (gene GRIN2C). Gene Ontology annotation, cellular component: plasma membrane; postsynaptic membrane; NMDA selective glutamate receptor complex. Lineage: Eukaryota; Metazoa; Chordata; Aves; Cariamiformes; Cariamidae. The record is from RefSeq and is a predicted model, not a curated record. Gene Ontology annotation, biological process: excitatory postsynaptic potential; synaptic transmission, glutamatergic; long-term synaptic potentiation. Gene Ontology annotation, molecular function: NMDA glutamate receptor activity; transmitter-gated monoatomic ion channel activity involved in regulation of postsynaptic membrane potential.
CUACUGUCGAUGGUGCUGGGCUGCUCGGCUGCCUUCACGGACCUCCUGCUGCCGGGCCGCGAGGAGCCGGUGGUCAACGUGGCCGUGGUGUUUGGGGGCACGUCUUACCCCCUGCACAUCCGCUCCCGCCUGAGUCCCCAGAGCUUCCUGGACAUGCCCCUGGAGAUCCACCCCAUCACCGUCAUCGACCCCAGCACCCUCCUCACCCAGAUCUGCAACAUCCUCGCCAGCCACAAGAUCCACGGCAUCGUCUUCGAGGACAACGUUGGAACGGAGGCCGUGGCCCAGAUCCUUGACUUCAUCUCCUCCCAGACCCAGGUCCCCGUCAUCAGCAUCAGUGGGGGGUCUGCCGUGGUCCUGACGCCGAAGGAGCCUGGCUCGGCUUUCCUGCAGUUGGGUGUCUCCAUCGAGCAGCAAAUCCAGGUGAUCUUCAAGGUGUUGGAGGAAUACGACUGGGGCUCCUUUGCCGUCAUCACCAGCCUCUACCCGGGCUACAACAUCUUCCUGGACGUCAUCCGCUCCUUCACGGACGCCAGCUACUUCGGCUGGGAGCUGCAGGAGGUGCUCACCUUCGAGAUGAGCCAGGAACAGAGCAGCUCCAGGACGCAGCGGAUCCUGCGGCAGAUUGAUGCCCAGGUCCUCAUUGUCUACUGCUCACGAGAGGAGGCCGAAUACCUCUUUGCCAUGGGAGCACUCGUGGGGCCGGGCUACGUCUGGAUCGUGCCCAGCCUGACGGUGGGCAACAUGGAGGUGCCACCCACCUCCUUCCCCGUUGGCCUCAUCAGCGUGGUGACGGAGAGCUGGAAGCUGAGCCUGCGGCAGAAGGUGCGAGAUGGGGUGGCCAUCAUUGCCAUGGGGGCGGCCAGCUUCUUCCGAGCCCAUGGCUACCUCCCGGAGGUGGGACGGGAUUGCCGGGCCCCCGCUGGGGCCACCGCCACCAAUACCAGCUUCUACCGGCAUCUCCUCAACGUGACAUGGGAGCACAGGGACUUCUCCUUCAAUGAAGGCGGCUACCUGGUCAGGCCCACCAUGGUGGUCAUCUCGCUCAACCAGCACCGGCUCUGGGAGAUGGUGGGCAAGUGGGAGAAAGGCAUCAUCCACAUGAAGUACCCGGUAUGGCCCCGCUACGGCUCCUUCCUGCAGCCCGUGGCCGAUAACCGCCACCUGACAGUGGCCACACUGGAGGAGAGACCCUUCGUCAUCGUGGAGAACACGGACCCCAGCACCGGGGUCUGCGUGCGCAACACCGUGCCUUGCCGCAAGCAGACCAACUCCUCCCAGAGUGCCGAUGGCCUCGUGGAUCCCUACACCAAGCUGUGCUGCAAGGGCUUUUGCAUCGACAUCCUGAAGAAGCUGGCCAAGGCGGUGAAGUUCUCCUACGACCUCUACCUAGUGACCAACGGCAAACAUGGCAAGAUCGUCCGCGGGGUCUGGAACGGCAUGAUUGGUGAGGUGUACUACAAGCGCGCGGACAUGGCCAUCGGCUCCCUCACCAUCAACGAGGAGCGCUCCGAGAUCGUGGACUUCUCCGUGCCCUUCGUGGAGACGGGUAUCAGCGUGAUGGUGGCCAGGAGCAACGGCACCGUCUCCCCCUCUGCCUUCCUGG